Molecule: messenger RNA, 2267 nt
Organism: Pangasianodon hypophthalmus (striped catfish)
Lineage: Eukaryota; Metazoa; Chordata; Actinopteri; Siluriformes; Pangasiidae
Product: homeobox protein Hox-C5
Exons: 2
Coding region: 578-1036 (152 amino acids)
Biological process (GO): anterior/posterior pattern specification; regulation of transcription by RNA polymerase II
Cellular component (GO): nucleus
Molecular function (GO): DNA-binding transcription factor activity, RNA polymerase II-specific; RNA polymerase II cis-regulatory region sequence-specific DNA binding
Source: RefSeq, a predicted model, not a curated record
CCUAAUGACGUCUGUCUGAUUUCUCUAUUUUUCUGCUGUUGGUGUGAAAUCAACAAAAAGAUUAUAAGGAAUUAAAUGUAGCAGAAUGAAAUCCCCUGUCCUGUACAGUCUUAAUCACCAGGUGACGCUAUUGGUCCUUCUUUCGAGUGCCACUGUUGCGCAACUUAUCAUGUUUUAACAUUUCCAUUAAUAAAGCCCUGACAUGAUCUAACCAAAUGUAUGACUGGAGGAAACAAGCACGUGAUCCACUUGAAACGAUCUAUAUUUGGCCAAUAGCAAAUGAAGAUGGAAAAAACUUUCACCUAUAAAAAUCUGGAUUAAUCAUAAACAGUUCAAGCAAAACACAAAUCACAGGCGUUUACAGCAAGAAAUGUGAAAGAAAAAAAAAAAACUUCCAAAAAGUUAUUUUUUUUUUUAGCGCUUUGCGAUGACAUCUUACGUUUCCGAUUGAAGAAAUCGAGUCACGCGGAGUCCGCCUUCGCAAAAACCAACAACCGCGCCCACGAAGUCCACGCGAGCGAGCGAGCGCGCGCCCUGCCCCCGUUACAGCCACCGCCGCCGUCGCCGCGUGCGGGAGAUGAGCUCCGGUCCACCUGCUGACCACCAACACCACCACCAACACCACCACCACCACCACCAUGACGACUAUGACCGCGCCUCGGAACCGUCUUACGACGCGCAAAGCGGAGACGCGGACGACGGGAGACACGACGAUGCGUUCGAGGUCGAAAAGAAAGCAAAAAGCGGCGCGGAAAAGAAAGUGAAAGCUGCGCAGCUCGCGCACUCUCGACCGCAAAUCUACCCGUGGAUGACUAAACUGCACGCGAGCCACGAAUCGGAUGGGAAACGAGCGAGGACGAGUUACACCCGAUACCAAACACUGGAGCUGGAGAAAGAGUUUCACUACAACCGAUAUUUAUCCAGACGAAGGAGAAUCGAGAUCGCGAACACGCUGUGUCUGAAUGAGAGGCAGAUCAAAAUCUGGUUUCAGAACCGCAGAAUGAAAUGGAAGAAAGACACAAAGACACAAAAUUAAGCAUCAAUACUAAACUAAAAAAAAAAAGGCUUAGACCUUAUAAUGUCUUAUUACUAAUAGGUCUGUGGCGAUAUUACAAUUUCUUAUCAUGAUAAUCACCAGGCCUUUCAUUUUACUAUCAUAAUAUUGUACACUCAGGAGAAAAAAAAAAAAAAAAAAAAAAAAAAAAAACAGUACCCAACUAUACAGUUCCUUGUUGUUUGGGUUGCACCCUCAAGGGUACAGAUGCUGUAGCUUUAAUAGCCUGUAUAUAUUUAACCUAGAAAUGUGGAUAUAAUGUACACCAUGUGUGUACCUUAAACCAUUUUUAAACGUGCACUAUCCACAUUUCCAGGUGAAAAAUACAAAAACGUACAAAAGAUAAAAAGGCACCACUGCAGAGACAAGGAAAGGUACAGUUUAGUACUAUUUUUUCCGAGUGUGUAGGCAUUUUUUUUAAUCCUCUCUAGUCUUGAGUCAUGAAGAUGCAGACCGCCAUGUUUAACUUUUAGUGAACUUCGGAGAUGAAGUGCAUCAGGAAGUGCACAUGCACUGUUCCUUCAAAUUCAUUUAUAACACGGAACCUGUACAUACCCAGGUCUUAUGGCACUGUAGACAGGGCAGACUUAUUUUUUGUUUUUUGGGAUGCUGCCCAAAAUGGCCACCUAGUGAGGAAUCCUCCUCCAAAAUAAUAAAUAAAGCUCAGGAGGGUUAUGAGAGCGUGAUGAGAGCAUCAUGUCCACAAUAUAUCCAAUAACAAAUGAUCGGCACAAGCCUACUACUGAUAUUAACCCAUGAGUGUCAUUUUUACACUGUAAUAGGUCUGAGUGUAAGAAUGCAUCACUGAUGCUGGAGUUAGAGCACUUAAAUAUAGGCCUAAUACUGAGAUAUAUUAAUAUAAACGUGCAAAGAUGUAUUUUUGUCUAAUUUAUGAGAUUACAACGCUUCAGAACUGCUAUGAGACACUGCACCGAGGUCAGUGCACAUGACUACAGGUUUACCUUUUGCUUAAUCCUUGAUCUUUGUUGAUGUUCUAUUCUGUCACUGACUUACAAGCUUAGAUAAAAGACUUUUCCUUUUUUUCCCUUUUUUUUCUUUAAGAACUUCAGUAUUUAUUGUAAGUCACUAACAAAGCAGAUGCUGUAUAUUGGAAAUAUUGCACACAGGCUAAACAAUCCUCAUGGCUGUGCAAAUAAUGGAUUCAAUGCAAUAAAUGAAAAUCCUGUACUGAAUAAAAUCUCUUAAAGUGCCA